AAGCUUUCCAACCUCGCGGAGGCAUCAUGUCGGCUCUGCUCUCUUUCCUCUUCAUCUCACUGGCCUGGACUAAAGCGACAUGGGCCGCAGACUACAACUUGACUUACACGGUCUCCAUGGCCACGAAGGUCAGCCUGAAAUGGGGCUUCAAUGAUCCUCAAGGGAACAUCACAUUCCAGCUGACGAUCGGCACAACAGGCUGGGUGGGCUUUGGACUUAGCAUACACGAUGACAUGGUCGACUCAGACAUCGUCAUUGGGGGGCUUGGAUCCAGUGGGAACUAUUUUGGCGAUUAUUAUGCCAAGUCGAACACCAUGCCUACAAUGGAUGGGCAGCAGAACUACCAUCUCCUCUCCAUGACUGAAAACAAUGGGGAAACCACAAUGACAUUUCGGAGGCUCAUGGAUACAAAGGAUAGCAACGACUUUCUCAUUACUGACAAAGUCAUUUAUGUUAUCUACGCCUAUGGAGACACCGAUGAAAUAAAGUACCAUGACAAUCGCCGAGGCCAGAAGCAAGUGAAUCUGCUGAAUUAUAAAGAGUCUACCACAGGGUCUGCCGCAAGCAGACUCAGUACUUCCUGGACUGUGAACGCAGGAGGAGUCAUGCUUUUGCUCUGGAUUGCUAUGGCUGUAUGAGCAACAGAGUACUGUGCAAUUUUAAUGACUA
Messenger RNA from Nematolebias whitei (Rio pearlfish), 669 nucleotides. Its product is annotated as DBH-like monooxygenase protein 2 homolog. The record is from RefSeq and is a predicted model, not a curated record. NCBI's taxonomy places the organism in Eukaryota, Metazoa, Chordata, Actinopteri, Cyprinodontiformes, Rivulidae. Gene Ontology annotation, cellular component: secretory granule membrane. Gene Ontology annotation, molecular function: dopamine beta-monooxygenase activity; copper ion binding. The transcript has 3 exons. Gene Ontology annotation, biological process: octopamine biosynthetic process; norepinephrine biosynthetic process; dopamine catabolic process. Bases 27 to 638 code for a protein of 203 amino acids.